Gossypium raimondii (Peruvian cotton) is the source of this 1334-nucleotide messenger RNA. Its product is annotated as agamous-like MADS-box protein AGL15. Gene Ontology annotation, molecular function: DNA-binding transcription factor activity, RNA polymerase II-specific; protein dimerization activity; RNA polymerase II cis-regulatory region sequence-specific DNA binding. NCBI's taxonomy places the organism in Eukaryota, Viridiplantae, Streptophyta, Magnoliopsida, Malvales, Malvaceae. The record is from RefSeq and is a predicted model, not a curated record. The coding region runs from base 269 to 1024 and encodes 251 amino acids. Gene Ontology annotation, biological process: positive regulation of transcription by RNA polymerase II. Gene Ontology annotation, cellular component: nucleus. The transcript has 8 exons.
ACUCUAAAUAGAAUUACAGAGCGCCAUGCAAGAACUUGUCGUUUCCAGUCUCUAAAAAACGCCUUUCCUUUUUCAGUUUUUUUUUUUUAAAUCUUCUCUUUUCACUAAAAUUAGCAUUCCUUUCUUUCUUUUUAAUGAUCAAAAGCAAAAUUUAAACUCAAGGCGAAUAGUUGUUGGUCUUUCUUCUUUUGUCUCUCAAACAUUGAAUUGAAUUUUUUUGCCUCUUGUUUUCUGUUUUUCUAGAAGAAACAGAGAAGAGAAAAAAAAAAUGGGUAGGGGGAAAAUAGAGAUAAAGAGAAUAGAGAAUGCUAAUAGCAGGCAAGUUACAUUCUCCAAGAGGCGUGCUGGGUUGCUUAAGAAGGCUAAGGAACUGGCUAUUCUAUGUGAUGCUGAGGUUGCUGUCAUCAUUUUCUCCAAUACUGGCAAGCUAUUUGAGUUUUCCAGUUCUGGCAUGAAGAAAACAUUUUCUAGAUACAACAAGUGUUUGCAAGGUUCUACCGAGAUGGCUCUAGUCGAACAUAAAGCAGAGAAACAAGUCUGUAAGGAGGCGGAUAAUCUGAAGGAUGAAGUUGCAAAGCUGCAAAUGAAACAGUUACAGCUGUUGGGUAAGAACUUGACCAGCGUGAGCUUGAAAGAGCUUGAGGUCCUGGAGCAGCAGCUAAGUGAAGGGUUGUUAUCAGUGAAGGAGAAGAAGGAACAACUGCUUAUGGAACAACUAGAGCAAUCGAGAUUACAGGAGCAGCGGGUGAUGCUUGAGAAUGAAACUUUACGCAGGCAGGUUGAGGAGCUAAGAGGUUUCUUUCCAUCAACUGAUCACCUGGUCCGAUCCUAUCUUGAGUACUAUCCUGUUGAAAGGAAGAAUUCUCUGAUGAGCCAUAACGUUCGUGGUCCAGAUGUGACCUGUGCUUGCAACCUUGAAAAGGGAGAUUCAGACACGACCUUGUAUUUGGGGUUGCCUAGUGAUCAUCACAAGAGAAAGAAACCUGAAAGAGAAAGCCAUUCCAAUGACUCAGAGAGCCAGUAGGGGCCAAUAUGAUUCUUUCCUUAAUGCUGUUCCCUUUGCCUCUCUAAUGGGGAUGACAAAACCAAGAUAUGGAUCUGUUACAAGUGACUCUCGUUUGGUAGUUUUUUAAAGAACUAUUUGUCCAAAUUACAGAAGUAAACACAGUGAAGUUAUAGAUGUUUAUUUUCAGGUAAUGGAUACACUUUAGGUGAAAGAGCGAGGAUAUUCGCAAAUAGGCUUUCCUUUUUGUAUCUAAAUGGUCCUAGUUUUGCUUUCCAUUGCAAUUUCCCAUUACCAACAUGAAUUAAUGAGGUUGCAGUUCAGUGUUUCA